Molecule: messenger RNA, 1164 nt
Organism: Anthostomella pinea
Lineage: Eukaryota; Fungi; Ascomycota; Sordariomycetes; Xylariales; Xylariaceae
Source: the annotation of a GenBank genome assembly
AUGUCAUCGUCAAGCAUCUCCCAACGGACGUGCGCCCUGCACAAGGGACCCCUCUCGGCCUGCGUCGAACAACACAACGCCAGCACCGGGACAUCACCAGCAGCGACCGACUUCCCGCAGUUCAGCAAGCUGGCCGCCGAGCUGCGCGUUCGGAUCUGGAAGGAGAACUUCAACGCCAAACCCGAGCCUCGCAUCAACGUCUUCCACGACGCGGCGCCUGGUCAGCAGCCCGACACGGACAGCAAGCACAAGGGACAAAUCCAGCACAACGAGAACGAUCCAAGCAAACCACUACCCGCGCUCAAGUACACACCCCUCUACGCAGCGACAAACAUGCCGGGCCACACCGCCGGCGCCGCCCAAGCCAAUUCCGAGGCGCGCGCCGAAGCCAAGAAAAUGGCACUGCAACCGUACGCCCAGCUUCUUCUUGAAGAAGCUGUCCGGGACGACGCCGAGCUCGAGCUGCUGGCCGGCGACCACCGACCCGACGCACAAGCUGCUGUCGACGGAGCUCUUCGGCCGAAGGCCACGGUGGACUGGGACCGCGACCUCAUCUACAUGGCGGCGACCCGCGACCUCCCGCGACACCUGCGGCAGGCGGGCUGGCGCAAGAAGGUGCAACGCCUCGCCAUCACCGUCCCCGAAGACGCCGCCUACCUACGGGGGCUCCCCACGGAUCCAGGCGGCGACGCGAUGUUCAGCCGCCAGCUCCAGUGCUGUCUACGGUGCAUGCCGGCGCUGCGCGAGGUGUACAUCGUGUUCCCCGCAGAGCCGACCGAGGCCUCGCUGGGGUCGUCUUCGUGCCCCGCGCCGGCGGCUGUGGCGACGUUGGAGCGCGACGCCUGGGGCUUCGUCGACUACCGCGGGUUCCUGCGCGCGGCCGCCGGCGGGACGACACCGCUCGGCAAGAAUGAUUCCUUUGUGUACUGCGGCAUCGCCGGCGUGAUCGGCAAGGACGACGAGUGGGCCCGGCCUGGGUAUGAGGAGCGCGAGUUUUGGACGGACACACAACUCUAUACCGUCAAGCGGGUGGUCGACGUCGAGCGUCGCGCGGCGCCGACGGGCGAGUUCUGGCGCAAGCAGAACCCCGUCAGGAAAUCCCGGUCGGAGUCGGAGGAGUCGAAGGAGUCAGUCGAAGGAGGAGGAUUAGUCCCCCCUUUAUAG